AAUAAAAAGUCAAGUUGUUUUCUGUGGAUUGUGUCGAAAAAGCAUUCUUUGAUUUUUGUUUGUUACAUUUUUCCAGUGUGUGCCCUUUCUAUCUGCUAAUUCACGAUUAAACUGGAUUUAAAAUGGCUCUUUAUUGUGCCAUAUCUAACGAGGUUCCUGAAGUGCCAGUGGUGUCCCCAUCAUCAGGCGCCGUAUUUGAAAAGCGUAUUAUUGAAAAGUACAUAAUUGAAAAUGGGGUUGACCCUAUCAGUGGCAAAGAACUUAGGAUCGAAGACCUUAUUGAGAUCAAAACCCCUCCUAUAGUGAAGCCCAAGCCGCCCAGUGCCACAUCCAUCCCAGCCACGCUGAAGAGCAUGCAAGACGAGUGGGACGCGCUCAUGCUGCACACAUUCACUCAGCGGCAGCAGCUGCAAACGGCAAGACAGGAGCUGAGCCACGCGUUGUACCAGCACGACGCCGCGUGCCGCGUGAUCGCGCGCCUGACUAAGGAGGUGACGGCGGCGCGCGAGGCGCUCGCCACGCUCAAGCCUCAAGCCGGCAUCGCGGCUCCCCAGCCCGCUCACCCGUUUCAAACUGGUCGCGCGGAGGCGGCGGCGGGCGGCGGCGCGGUGGCGGUGGGCAUGUCUGUGGACGUGGUGCGGCGGCUGCAGGAGCGCGCCACGGAGCUGACGCAGGAGCGCAAGCGGCGCGGCCGCACCGUGCCCGAGGCGCUCGUCAGCCCCGACCAGCUGCGCGCCUUCCUUACGCUCGCCUCGCACCCGGGUCUCCACUCAGCCAGCGUGCCGGGAAUCUUGGCUCUCGACAUCAACCCGUCCGACCACAGCAAGCUGCUGACGGGCGGCAACGACCGCAACGCGACCGUGUUCAACAAGGACACGGAACAGGUCGUGGCCAUCCUCAAGGGCCACACCAAGAAGGUCACGCGCGUCAUCUACCACCCCGACGAGGACACCGUCAUCACGGCCUCGCCCGAUCACACGAUCAGAGUAUGGAAUGUGCCAAUGUCGCAAGCCAGCGCGGUGCUGCGCUCGCACGACGGGCCGGUGACGGGGCUGUCGCUGCACCCGACGGGCGACUACGUGCUGUCCACCUCCACCGACCAGCACUGGGCCUUCUCCGACAUCCGCACUGGCGCGCUGCUCACCAAGGUUAGCGACGCGUCAGGUGUCAGCCUCACCACAGCACAGUUCCAUCCUGACGGGCUUAUUUUUGGUACUGGAACAGAGAACUCACAGGUCAAGAUCUGGGAUCUGAAGGAGCAGAGCAACGUGGCCAACUUCCCAGGGCACGUGGGCCCGGUGACGUCGAUCUCGUUCUCCGAGAACGGUUAUUACCUGGCCACGGCCGCCGAGGACUCCUGCGUCAAGCUGUGGGAUCUGCGUAAAUUGAAGAACUUCAAGACCAUCCAGCUGGAAGAGGGGUACGCGAUCAAGGAGUUGUGCUUCGACCAGAGCGGCACGUACCUAGCCGUGGCGGGAUCAGACGUGCGCGUGUUCCUGUGCCGCCAGUGGCAAGAACUCAAGGUGUUCAACGACCACACCGCCGCCGCCACCGGCGUGCGCUUCGGCAAGCACGCGCACUACCUAGCCUCCACCAGCAUGGACCGCACGCUCAAGCUCUACGGCAUCGAGUAGGGACAGCUGAGACAUCCGAGUGAGUUGUGCGUGUGGGUUGACGACGGCAGCCGAGCGCAAGUUAGGAAGCCUUUUGUACAGACCGUUUUUUAUCUUCUGAGCGCCAGUUUGGUCUUUUUGUACCGAUGGAGGCGGUUUUGUAUCUUCUUUUGUUUACGGCCAGACAAGCUCUACGUCAUAGAGUAGGGGCUGCUGGCGCCGCGGCCCGAGACAUCUGAGUGAGUUGUGCGUGUGCGUUGAUGACGGCAGCCGAGCGCAAGUUAGGAAGCCUUUUGUACAGAUGUUCAGACCAUUUUUUAUCUUCUGAGCGCCAGUUUGGUCUUUUUGUACCCAUGCUCAGACCGGUUUGUAUCUUCUUUUGUUUACGGCCAGACCUGGGAUGUCGGCCUCAAUACUAAAUGCUCCCAAGUCAUGUUCAAUAUUUUUUGUUGCAUGUUCCAAAGCUCAGUUUUUCAUUUGAGUCAGAGAAAUGUCAUUGCAGCUGUCACUGUCAAUGACUCCCUAUGUUGCCUAUGGAUUAAAUGUCAGUUUACUGAUUCUAAUUAAAAAAUUGGAUUACUGUUAGCUCUCUCAAUAGAAAUACUAAUUUUGAGUUACCUUCCUAUUUUGGCAGCGCGUGCAGCGUCAAGAUUUUUCAAAAUGGUGACACAGAUAUUAAUAAUACCCAUAACUAGCGUAUUAUUGUCUUUAAAAACGGGAAAAUCUAGGAAAUGAAUAAUUUUAUCGUUGAUGUUGCGGUUGCGGUCUGCCGUCGGCUAUUAAAUCACACUCACGUUUAUUGGAAUCCCUAAAUUCCACCUGGAUGGUGAUUGUGCUUGACUCUAGGCUGGUGGUACAACUUGCAAAGGGACUACUAGUUUAAGACUUAGUAUAAGUGCGACUUAUCAAGAAGUGAUGUGAUUCACAGUAUAUUAGAAGUCAAAUUCCCGAUUAGAGAUUGGGACGUUCAACUGUUUGUAAAUGUUUAUUAUGUAUUAAGGUGAACACGCACUUUUCCGCGUUUAACGAAUUUAUUGGCUGCUUUUUUCAGUGAGUAAAUAGAUUUGUUUCGAAAGUCUUAACGCGGAAAAGUGACUGCUCUUCUCUGAGAGGAUAUUUUGAACGAGACUUGCAAUUAUUGUUUACGUUCGACAUAUUCAUGUUCGAAUGUGUUUGUGUAUUUGUAAUUUUAACGAUUUAAGUUUUUUAUCCAAUUUAAUUUAGGAGAACCUAUUAUUCAGUCUUAAGGUUAGGUUCCGAUAGAAUUAAGUUCCACUUUUAUCUGAUAAGCAAAUAAUUCA
Ostrinia furnacalis (Asian corn borer) is the source of this 2914-nucleotide messenger RNA. It is a transcript of the gene Prp19, whose product is annotated as pre-mRNA processing factor 19. The transcript has 12 exons. The record is from RefSeq and is a predicted model, not a curated record. Gene Ontology annotation, molecular function: protein binding; ubiquitin protein ligase activity. Gene Ontology annotation, biological process: protein ubiquitination; DNA repair; mRNA splicing, via spliceosome. Bases 123 to 1634 code for a protein of 503 amino acids. NCBI's taxonomy places the organism in Eukaryota, Metazoa, Arthropoda, Insecta, Lepidoptera, Crambidae. Gene Ontology annotation, cellular component: cytoplasm; U2-type catalytic step 1 spliceosome; Prp19 complex.